Molecule: messenger RNA, 6106 nt
Organism: Closterium sp. NIES-67
Lineage: Eukaryota; Viridiplantae; Streptophyta; Zygnematophyceae; Desmidiales; Closteriaceae
Source: the annotation of a GenBank genome assembly
ACGCGUCGACGGCUGCUGAAGCGCUCAUGGAGCUCGGAUGUCGCUCCACUUCGUCUGAAGAGGUUGAAGGCGAUUCUGAACGGACAGCCGAACGGGACGUGGAACCCGUGACAGCUCAAGGCGAUGAGGAACGGGCUGGUGAACGGGAUGCUUCGCCGACAGCUGAACUGACAGCUGAAGGGGAUGCUGAGCCCGUGAUAGUAUCUCAAGGCGAUCCUGAAGCGAUGGCGGCGAGUUCCACGCUUCACGGAAAAAAACAAGACCGCUCCCCUGCUUAUGUCGCGGAUGAGUCCCCUAAGGGAGUCGAGGAUGAUGCCGUGGUGCGGGAAGCUGGUGAGGGGGAAAUCAUGGAGCUAGACGACGGCGAAGCUGCUGAGAAAGAAGAGAAAGAUAAGACUGGUGAGAAAGAUCGACAAACUCCGAAUGUCGCGGAGGGGUCUCGCCAGGACGAGAUGGACAUCGCAGGGAAUGAGGACGCGAACGAGGAGAGGCGAAGCGACAAGGUGUCAUCCCCUCCCCAGAAAGUCUUGCACGCACAUCAUGUGGGUGAUGACGACCAACCAGCGGAUGACCAUGUCGAGCGCACGGGAGAUCACGAGGAUCGCGUGGCGAAGCGGAUCAUCAGCAGCAGCCCUCUAACUCCUGCGGGAGCUCAAACGCCGCAGGCGGCAGAAAUCAGAUCGGUGCAGACGCCUGCCACGCAGCCGCCGCAGCACACGCAGUCGGGGCUGACCCUUGGGGACAUGGCGGAGCCGAAUCUGUGGCUGUCGCCGCCUGCCAGCACCAAGUACACGCUUGAGAAGCUUGGGGACUUCCCGCCGUUCUCGCCGCGACUGCCGGCGAUCAUGCGCGGCUACAGCGCAGGGUUGCCGUACCUGGACCCAAGCGCGCACCAGCAGGCCGUCAGGAUGUCGCCGUCUAGGGGAGCGCCGUCGGGAUUCGCCCCGCCGCAAGCCCUGGGCGGACCAAGCGCCGAUGCCACAGAAAGCCCGCCAGCCCCCUCCGCCGAUUCCGCCGUUCCGCAAUCCGGUCUUCCAGCGGACGAGAGAGCCGCAGCUGCUACGCGGAAAACGUCGGACGAUCGGGAGCCGACGAACGAUGAGCAGCGCGCAAUUCGCGCGACGGCCGGUGGUGGUGGUAGCGGCGAUGGCGGUGGUAGCGCCGAUGUUGCUGGUGGUGCUGCUGCAAGCGAGCGUGGACCCGGUGUUUCUGGUGGUGGCGGUGGUGCUGCUGCACCCGACCGCACUGUCGAAGGGAACGAGAACGAUGAGAGGGGCGAAGAGGACGAGAAUGGCGAGAGGGGCGAGAAAACUGCGAAGACUGGGGAUGCAGAGGACCGUGCGGCGGGUGUGAGCCCGUCGGUGCUGAAAUGGAGAGCGGCGGAUACUAACGAUCGUCGUUACUUGCGCCCAGACCAGCCGAGGAUGGCUCUUGACGCGGAUUCGACUGCCGCGCACGCCUCUCCCGUGCGUCCAGCCCGACAGGAUCAGCCCGGGGAAUUGCCCAGUGUUGUUGGUGCUGCAAGCCGCAGCCAUGUGCAAGAGAGCAACGUGGGCAGUGAUACGAGGGUGACUGAGGGAGGACCGUGCACGCAAGUGCAUAGAGGGGAGUCGCAGCAGCACGUUUCAGGAGGGUUGGGCGAGGCUCCGAGCAGUCGCAAAGAGGCUCUUACGCACUGUGGCGAACAUCUGUCGCGGGCGUAUGUUACCACCGGCCGGAGGUCGUUUGUGGUUGGCUCGUUAGGCUCAACCCUUACGGAACGCGUCAAUGUACUUUUACACAAACCAACAACGAGUACAAGCGAUAGCGAGGAUGGCGAGACCGAAACUGCAAAUUCGGACGGAGGCAAUUCCAGCGUCAACAUUCACGCCUCAUCCCAUCUUGACAGCGGAGGCGCGGAUUCGAACGACGAUGGGUCAGGCGUGGUUGAGAAGGACCAGGGCGCGCGGGAGGGAGAGGGGGAGGUGGAAGGGGGAGAGCACAGCGCCUUGGGAGCAGCCGCGGGAUCGAACGGCGCUAAAGGCGGUGGGGACGUGGGCAAAGGUGACAACAGCGGUGGUGACAACAGAGGGGCCUCACAGACUGCGCGAGCUCGGCCGGCGGAAGACGGUAGCUGGGCGUCGGAAGUGCCGGCGGAAGAACAGCCGUCCCUUUCACUGGCGGGCGCGGAAAGAAGGGGCGCGGAGCGUACGGGUGCGGAACGUACAGGCGCAGAAAGGACCCACAAAAGGGGCGCGGGCUUGGUGAAGCUGCAGCCGCGCAGGGCGCUGAGCGGAAGCCCCGCGAUUUCCCCGUCCUUCUCGAUUCCCGCAUCCCCCGCUUCCGGCUCCCCCCUUUUGGCGCCACCUGAGCCGAGUGUAUCCCAGUCCGCUGGCAGGGAGCGUCCAGCGGAGCGGGCGCCUGCCCUGCAGCCUGGAGCGCUUGUGCCUCAAUCGCAGCCUGCGGUACAGCCACAUUUGGGGAAACAGCCAAUGAAUGGCGGCCAGGGAAGUUUGGAGCGCGGUAACCGCACAGCAAGUGGUGGGAGGGAGCCGGUUGGGAGAGAUGCGGCUGAAGGUGACGUGGCGUCAGGCGAAGCACGGGAGAAGCUUCCCAGGGCACGCGAGGGGUCAAAGCGCGCCAAGUCUCAGGAGAUUGGGGGAAGUCGAGGUGAUGAGGGGGGAAGAGGAGAAAGAGGAGGAGGAGGAGGAGGAGGAGGAGGAGGAGGAAGAGGAGGGGUAGGAGGAGGAAGAGGAGGAGGGGUAGGAGGAGGAAGGGGAGGGGUAGGAGGAGGAAGGGGAGGGAUAGGAGGAGGAAGGGGAGGGGCCGAUUUGGGGGAUGGAAGUGGUGUUGGGGGGACUGCAACAGCAGCAGGGAAUGCGUCCAUUGUUCCUUGGCAUCCCAGCAACUCACCCGCAGCUACUAGCGGGGCGGCUUGUAUGGGGUUUCCAGUGUACUCGCCCCAAUUGCCUCCUAUUGGUAGCUACUUCGUUAUGAGCCCUCUGCAGCAGCAUCAUUUGAGCCCAAUGCAGCAGCAGCAGCAGCAAUUUCAAAUCUGCUCCCUGUCGCCACAGCGUCACUUGAGCCCAAUGCAGCAGCAGCAGCAGGUGCAAAUCUGCUCCCUGCCGCCACAGCAUCAAAUGCACGCCAUGGUCCCUCAACACCAAACAUUGCCCCCCCAGCAGCAGCAAUACAUGCAUGCCGUGCCGCCGCAUCCGCACACGCUCCCGCCCCAGCAGUUGCAGCAGCAGUACAUGCAUGCCUUGCCCCAUGGCCAAUCCCCACCCAGGCCCCUGCCGCCUCUCCCCGUGCCUGUUGUCAUCGGUUCCCCCAUUCUCCACGGCUCCCAUCGCCCCCCAGCUUCUCGUGGGAACCAAGGGCAAGCAGUGAUGAUGCAAGGGGCGUCGGCCAUUCCCUUAGCACCAGGCGCCUACCUCCAGCCUGCUGCUUCCACAGGUGGGGUGUCGUCAGGAGGUGGGAGAGAAGGGGGAGGAAGAGGGGAAGGAAGCAGAGCGGAGGGAGGCCAAGGGGAGGGAGGAAGAGCGAGUAAGACAUCACGAGGGGUACAAACCCCUUCGCCCCAGUCCUCAGCAAGUGCCUCCUUCCGCCCUUCCCCAGUCCACCCUCCCCCUCCCCCUGUGUACUCCCCGGCUGCUUCCUCCUGGGUGCCGUUUGCCCUGCCCCCUGCUGCCUCUGUUGGCCCGGAAACGGGUAAGCUUCCAAUUUACCCGAUAAAACCUGGGGUGCAGAAGGCUCACGCCAGGAGGGAUGUUCGCCCGGAUGUGUCAGGCGCAGGCGAACAGCAAGUGGAGAGCUUGCAAGAUCAGCAGCAGCGCCAUAUGCAGCAAGUGCAGGAGGUGCUAGCAUACAGGCAAAUGGUCGCAGCUACGAAUAAGCCAAAAACGUGGGGUCAAGGGCACGUGAGAAUGCCAUCAGCAGCAGCACCACCACCAGCACCACCAGCACCACCAGCACUAGCAGCAGCAGCAGCAGCAGCACCAGCAGCAGUAGCAGCAGCAGCAAAAGCACAAGAAGUGCCACCAGCAGCAUCAGGCCCAGUGUCCCUCACUCUGUCUCUACAGAGCAACAGCAGCAGCAGCGGCAGCAGAGCUCAGCAACCCCUGGGCCCUCAACCAAUUCGUGGCGCACAGCAAGCCCUUGCAGCACAAGCCACUGGCUUACCACCAACCCUUGGCGCAGCAGCAUCAACGCCCGGUGCACAGCCAGCUCUUGAAUUUCAAGCCAUUGGCUUACGACCAGCCAUUGGCAGCGCAGCACCACCACCACCCCCCGGCGCACAGCAAAGUGGUGCGGCAGGGGAGGAGUGGCAGCAGAGGCAGCUGCAGGCCCACGAGCUGAGGCGGCAGAGGGUGCAGAAGAUUCUCCAGCAGCAGCAGCAGCACCCGCAUUCGCCCACUCAGUUCCCGCAGCUGGCUGAUCUGCAGGCGCAGAUUCAUAAGCAGCAGCAGAUGCAGAGCCAGAGGCUGCCAGUGCCGCCACGCCAGCGGCAGCACCCCCAGCAGCAGCAGCAGCAGCACCUCCAGCAGCAAGUUCAGCGGGUGCUGCAGCAACAAGCGCCAAGGCUUAUGCUGGGCGCGGCUUUGAGGGCGUGUAGCAGUGAAGGGGAGUUGGGAGGCGUGCCUUAUCAGCGGCAGGGGCUUCCUGCUCAUCAGCAGCAGCAGAUGGGGCCGGCUUAUCAGAACCAGUUGCCACCUUAUCAGCAGCAGCAGUCUACUUAUCAGCACCAGCAGCAGCAGCCUGCUUAUCAGCACCAACUGGUGGUCACAGGCAUGGGAACAGGCACGGGUGUAAAUCCGGAUGGAGGCAUGGGUGCAGGCUCGGCAACAGGGAUGGGAACGGGGAUGGACGUUGGCGGCUAUCCUGCUGACGUCAUGGGGGGAAGGAACCCAGAGGAUGACGUCAUAGACAUGCAUAUGGGGAUAGCAGCGGCGGCUGUGGCAGCAGCAGCACAGGCAGUGGCAGGUGGAGCUGGUGAGCGGGGAGGAGGCGAGGGGGAGAGGGAGCCUCCUGUCAAGUCAAGGUUCAGGGGCGUAAGCCAUCACAGGCUGACUAAGCGGUGGGAAGCCUCUCUCUGGACCAACAAGAAGCAGCUCUACCUGGGAGGCUACGAUGCAGAGGAGAAGGCGGCUCGCGCGUAUGACAUAGCAGCGCUGGCAUGCAAGGGGGCAGAGGCCAUCACCAACUACCCGAAGGAUACCUAUGCGGAUGUUAUUGGGGAGUACCUCGGGAUCUCCUGUGAAGCGCUCAUUGCGAAGCUGCGCAGGGAAAGCUCGGCGUUCUCUAGAGGUCGCUCCAAGUACCGGGGCGUGUCGGGCCAGGAGGGGCGGUGGGAGGCGCGCAUCGGGUCAUACUUUGGGCGGCGGAACGUGUCUCUGGGGGUAUACGAGACGGAGGAGGCGGCGGCGGAGCAGUACGACCGGGCGCUGAUCAUCCAGAAGGGCACGCGGGCCAAGACCAACUUCUGCAUCUCCAAAUACAUUGCAGAGCACCUGCAGCACGGCCAGGAAGGAGCGCUGUUCCCCAGCCAGCAGCCCCAGUCAUCUGGUAGCAGAGCGUGUCUUACCCAGGGAGCAGCAACAGAGAUCCCCCCAGCUGCACCAUCAGCAUCUUCCGCUUACCCGCUGUCAGCUGCGGUGGCAGCUGCUGCUGCAGCAGCAGCAGCAGGAGGAGGAGCAGGAGGAGGAGCAACUGGGGAAGGGCAUGGUGGAGUGCGGUUCGGAGGGGUGAAAAAGGGUCGGAUUACUCCAGGCUUUGAUGCGCUGUACCGCCGGGCGAUGGCGGAGAUAGUAGCCAGCUCCGCUCCCUUCGCUGCGGAGGAGCAGGACAGCAGGCCGGCUGUGGAAGAGUGACUGGCCUGCUGGGCUCUCUGAAACUACUUCUGAGGCGCCUAAAAAGAACCUGCCUGCUCCCCGUUGGCUUCUGAAGAGCAGGACUACAGGCCGGUUGCGAGAGGGUGCCUGCUGGUGUUAAGGAUGCUGGGCUGGAGCCAUUGCUGCUGGCAUUUAAUUAAUUGGCGGUUUCGUCAUACUGUUCGCCUUUAGUGCUGGGAUGGGAUACUUUUGUCAUGGCAGGAUGGGUAGUUUGAUUGAAGCCUGAUUCUUUUGAU